Molecule: messenger RNA, 4859 nt
Organism: Drosophila serrata
Lineage: Eukaryota; Metazoa; Arthropoda; Insecta; Diptera; Drosophilidae
Gene: Hr39
Product: Nuclear hormone receptor FTZ-F1 beta
Biological process (GO): regulation of DNA-templated transcription
Molecular function (GO): nuclear receptor activity; sequence-specific DNA binding; zinc ion binding
Source: RefSeq, a predicted model, not a curated record
UGUGGUCAAUCAAUCGUAAUUAACAACAAAGCAGUGUUGCGCCAAGAGCGUAUAAUGAGUGAAAAGAGUGGUCAAAUGCCGCGGAUUCGCCGACAAAUUCAGUGCAAUUAAGGCUGUGCAUAAUAAAAACAAAAUCCGAGUUUCGAAACCUUUUCUCAUUCAGCAAAAUCGGGAGAGCAACGUCAAAAUUUUCGUGUCACGCCAUCUCGCUCGCACCGCAAAGGUCGUUCGUUGCUGCUGCUGCCGCGUUGGUGUGUGGGGACAAGAGUUUGUGUGUGAGUGAGUGCUUUUUGGUUGUGGGGAAUAUGGAAGAAUAUACGCAAAAUGAAAUGCAUGAAAACCGAGGCAUAAAUUAAAUGAAAGCUGCAUGUGAAAAGCGAACCAAAGCCAAUGUUAAUUCUCGUGCAUGGCAAAAGAAUAACGAAUGACGAGAGCGCGCAAUAAGAUAAAAUUGAAGGUUAUUCUCUGUGCGUGUUUGUACGCGCGGCUGCGAGUGUGUGCGUACUCCAUUGUAAACAAAAAAGCAAGUGUUGAGCGAGGGAGAGAACGAAAGAGUGAGAGAGCAGAGCGGAAGAGCUCACUUUGCUAGAGAGAGGGAGCGCGCACGCUCGUUCGCCUACUCGCUCACUCGCACGAAGAAAGCAGAGCACAAAGCGACGCUGAAAAUGUCAAUAAACUCUGCAAAAGGUGAAAAAUUCAAGUGCAAUAAUUUUCCCCACUUGCCAAUCGUCGCCACGCGAAAGGCUAAGGAGUCAAAGUCAAACAGCAAAUUUCCCUCAAUAAAAAUGUGACAAACUAGAUAAAACACAAUAAUAAAAAAAACAUACUAAUAGAAAAUUAACUGGAACUGCACACUAAAGUUUUCUCAACGACGGAAACUGAUUUUUAGGAAAAUCCUAUCAAACUCUUAUUAGACUGAAUGUAACGACUAUUGGACUACCGUGAUUUAAUUUUGAAAUGUUUUACAACACAAUGGAACUGCAUCAACGACAUCUCUCAAACUUUUACAAAAUCGCACAACUGAGAUAAGCACACAUAAAUCGUAAGAGAGAGAGAGAGAGCACACCGAUCUGCCAGAGCUGCAGAUCGAUUUACUGGAGGCCAUUGUCAUAACCACCGCUAGAGGAUCAGUAUGCCGAACAUGUCCAGCAUCAAGACGGAGCAGCAGAGCGCUUCCCUUGGAGUAACUGGCGGUGGCUAUCAGCUGCCGGUCAACAUGUGCACCACCACCGCCUCCACAACGACGACAACGCUGGGAGGAGGAUUGGGAGUAAGCGGGGGAACCACCGGAUCAAGACACAAUGUGUCCGUGACAAACAUCAAAUGCGAAUUGGAUGAGCUGCCCACGCCCAAUGGCAACCUAGUGCCAGUGAUUGCCAACUAUGGCCACGGCAGUCUGCGAAUCCCGCUGAGUGGAGCUCCACCACCUAAUCAUGAGGAGGAGUCCGAUUCGGAUGCAGAGCUGGCGAACAUAGAGAACCUGAAGGUGCGCCGGAGGACGGCGGACAAGAAUGGUCCGAGGCCCAUGUCCUGGGAGGGAGAGCUGAGCGAACCGGAGGCCAAUGGCGGCGAUGAGGAGCUAAUGGAGACGGAGCCAUCGAUUAAGAGCGAGGUACUAACCAGCACAGGAGCACCCCUCCAGCCUGCUUGUGCGCUGCAGCCGAUCAAGACCGAGCUGGAGAACAUUGCAGGCGAACUGCAGCAGCAGGGAAAGGCCUUUCCACUGACCACCGGCAGCAACACCACCUCCCAAACGCUCUCGGCGAAUCCCAAACUUAAGCUGGCGCCCACGCAAAGUGAUCCCAUUAAUCUCAAGUUUGAACCGCCGCUGGGGGACAACUCACCGCUGCUGGCCGCCCGCAGCAAGUCGAGCAGCGGUGGCCACCUGCCGCUGCCCGCUAAUCCCAGUCCCGACUCCGCCAUACAUUCCGUCUAUACGCACAGUUCGCCAUCGCAGUCGCCGUUGACCUCGCGCCACGCCCCCUACACGCCCUCGCUGAGUAGGAACAACAGUGAUGCCUCGCACAGCAGCUGCUACAGCUACAGCUCCGAGUUCAGCCCCACCCACUCACCCAUCCAGGCACGACGCCCCCCGGCGGGGUCACUAUACGGCAACGGUGGCGUGCAUCAUCACAGUGUGUUGUAUCGCCCACUGAAGGUGGAGGCCUCCUCAACGGGGCCACCGUCUGGCAGCCAGGAGGCACAAAAUCUGAGCAUGGAUUCGAUAUCCAACGGUCUGGAUCCAACGGGCUCUGGUUCAUCGUUGCCCGCUUCACCGGCUGGCAUUUCGCGGCAGCAGCUCAUCAACUCACCGUGUCCCAUUUGUGGGGACAAGAUCAGUGGCUUCCACUACGGCAUCUUCUCCUGCGAGUCCUGCAAGGGGUUCUUCAAGCGCACCGUGCAGAAUCGCAAGAACUAUGUGUGCGUGCGCGGCGGACCCUGCCAGGUGAGCAUCUCCACGCGCAAGAAGUGCCCGGCCUGCAGGUUUGAGAAGUGCCUGCAGAAGGGCAUGAAACUGGAGGCCAUCCGUGAGGACAGGACACGCGGCGGUCGUUCCACCUACCAAUGUUCGUACACGCUGCCCAAUUCGAUGCUCAGUCCACUGUUAAGUCCCGAUCAAGCGGCUGCUGCUGCCGCUGCCGCAGCGGUGGUCAGCCAGCAGCAGCAACAGCAACAGCAGCAGCAGCAACAACAUCAGCAACAGCAUCAUCAUCAGCGACUCCAGCAGCUGAAUGGCUUCGCCGGUGGACCAUUCCGCUCAACCUCCCUGCCAGCUAGCCCGAAUCUGGGUGGGGCUUCCAUUAAGACGGAGGACGUGGCCACGGAGGCGGCGGGCAAGCAGAGUCUGCGAACUGGAAAUGUGCCGCCACUACUGCAGGAAAUCAUGGAUGUUGAACAUCUCUGGCAGUACACCGAUGCGGAGCUGGCACGCAUUAACCAACCGCUGUCCGCAUUUGCCUCCGGUAGUUCGUCGUCGUCAUCAUCCUCGUCAGCCACCUCAUCGGGCGCCAACCAGGGACAACAGCCGCAGCUGACCAACCCACUGCUGGCCAGUGCUGGUCUCUCGUCCAACGGCGAGAAUGCCAAUCCCGAUCUGAUUGCCCAUCUCUGCAAUGUGGCCGAUCAUCGCCUCUACAAGAUUGUCAAAUGGUGCAAGAGUUUGCCGCUCUUCAAGAACAUUUCGAUCGAUGAUCAGAUUUGCCUGCUCAUCAAUUCGUGGUGCGAACUGUUGCUGUUCUCCUGCUGUUUUCGAUCGAUCGACACUCCCGGCGAAAUAAAAAUGUCACAAGGCAGAAAGAUAACGCUGUCGCAGGCAAAAUCCAAUGGGUUGCAGACCUGCAUUGAACGGAUGCUCAAUCUGACAGAUCACCUGCGGCGAUUACGUGUUGAUCGCUACGAAUAUGUUGCCAUGAAGGUGAUUGUGCUGUUGCAGUCAGAUACCACGGAGCUUCAGGAGGCAGUAAAGGUUCGGGAGUGCCAGGAGAAGGCGUUGCAGAGCUUGCAGGCUUACACAUUGGCCCACUAUCCCGACACGCCAUCAAAGUUCGGGGAGCUCCUAUUGCGCAUUCCCGAUCUACAGCGUACCUGCCAGUUGGGCAAGGAGAUGCUAACGAUCAAGACUCGCGAUGGCGCCGAUUUCAACUUGCUGAUGGAGCUCUUGCGCGGAGAACAUUGACAAUUGAUGAUGAUGACAGAAACGGUGGAAAUAUGUUUCCGCUGGCACAACAAGAUUUACAUACUUAGUAUUAGAUAUAUAUUUAGUUUAGAGUUAAGUUAUCUACACCUAUAAGCUCUGAAAACAUGUGCCUAAAAACCAAAGCCACAACAGCAGUCAGCAUCAGGCCAGAGAUGAUGAUGAAACUAGGCGCAAGCGCAGGAUUGCCAAACCUUUUUAUAUACCAAUAUAUAUUUUGAUAUAUGUAUGGCCCUUAGAUCGCUGCUGUUGUUGUUGGCUUGGAGUUUCCAGUAAGAAAAGUAUAUAAUGUUUUUGCUAUAUAUACACACAUAUACAUAUAUUUGACUUAUGUAUAGAGUAAACACUAAAGCACACAUGGAAAAUGAAAAGACUAAACAAUUUAUUUAAAAAGAUACUUUUAGGCAUUAAGCAGAGGGCGGGGCAAAAGGACGAACGAAAGAAUAGGCAGAGGAAAACCAACCACAAAAGGAAAAUCAAAUUAAAUUUAGUUAAAGCAGCUAGCGACUUUUUAUACAUACAUACAUAUAUACAUACGUACAUGUAAGAGGGGAAUAAAUUCGAACUAUUUUUUAAUGAAUUGCCAAAACCGAUUUAAAGGUUUAUUAAAUGGAGAGGAGCUGCUAGAAUUUUCGAUACAUAUAUAUAUCUAUACAUUAAUAUUGAAAACGGAUAGUGAAAUCCAACUUUUAAAUGUUGUAGCAUUUAGUUUUUAGUGCAAUUUCACCCUUGUCUACUUAUAACUAUAUAUAUAUAUACAGCCAGAUAUGGCCACAAAACUAUAUACAAAAAAAGACCACUCGAAAUCGCCAGCUCUCUGGCUGGCCAAGACUAUUCCAGUGAUGCUAAUUUGUUGCAUAAAAAACACACACAACUACAUACAUAAAUCAAAUUUAUAAUCAUUUUUCGAUAUGUACUUUAGUUUCGCAUUAAUUUGUUCAUUAAUUAAUUCAUUACGUUUAUGGUGUAACUUUUACUUAAAUAGCUGAAGCAAAUCCUGCAACAGGAUUUAAAACAUUUGUGAGGAAAACAAUUAAUUACAAUUAUCGAGAAUCAUUUUUUGCUUAUAAACUAGAUAGUUAGAUAUGUAUGUCUAUAUGUGAGUACGUUAACUGUAAAGCUCUUCCUGCCCCACCAGAAAAGCAAAUAAAAACAAAAAACAAAA